Messenger RNA from Vicia faba (fava bean), 885 nucleotides. The record is from the annotation of a GenBank genome assembly. Lineage: Eukaryota; Viridiplantae; Streptophyta; Magnoliopsida; Fabales; Fabaceae.
AUGUUGUUUCGUAUGAAGUACAAAUGUUGUUUUCUUUGGGUGGAUGUUUCUAUUCCCGUGCUUCAUUCGUCUUUAUCCUCACGUGUGGAUCGCAUGAUUGAAGCGGGUCAAGUGAAUGAAGUUCGUGAGUUUUUCAACCAAAAAGAUUUUGAUUACGAUUACACUAGAGGGAUACGAAGAGCCAUUGGUGUACCUGAAUUUGACGAGUUUUUUAGAGCGGAGUCACAAGGUCUAACAGAUGGAAGAACUAUGAAGAAGCUUCUAGAAGUAGCUACUGAUGCUCUUAAAGUGAAUAACUGUAAGCUUGCGAGUAAACAAGUUGAGAAGAUUCAUAGGCUUUAUGGUAUAUGGAAAAAGAACAUGCACCGUCUUGAUGCUACGGAGGUUGUGCUUAAGGAAGAUAAUUGGGAGGAUCGUGUGUUGGCGAAGAGUCUUAGGAUUGUACACAAGUUUCUAUACGAGGAUGGUGGUAAUGGUGGUUGUAUUGAGCCUGCAAAAAUUCCGAUUGUGGCAGGGUUUUCACAUGUGCUUAUCUGUCCAAAGCGCGAAGUUAAGCGUUUUCUUGAUCUAACUGCUGAGGAGACUUCUGAUUUAUGGCUCACUGCACAAAAAGUAGGCAGGCAGCUUGAGAGCUACCACAAGGCUUCAUCACUCACUUUGGCCAUCCAAGAUGGGCCCCAAGCAGGACAGACAGUACCUCAUGUUCACAUUCAUGUUGUCCCGCGGAAAGGUGGUGAUUUUGAGAAGAAUGACGAGAUAUAUGAUGCAAUGGAUGAAAAGGAGAAGGAAUUGAAGGAAAAACUUGAUUUGGAUAAGGAGAGGAAAGACAGGAGCGCGGAAGAGAUGUCACAAGAGGCAGAGGAAUACAGAAAACUUUUCUUGUAA